Molecule: messenger RNA, 210 nt
Organism: Camelus dromedarius (Arabian camel)
Lineage: Eukaryota; Metazoa; Chordata; Mammalia; Artiodactyla; Camelidae
Product: keratin-associated protein 20-1-like
Exons: 1
Coding region: 31-189 (52 amino acids)
Source: RefSeq, a predicted model, not a curated record
UUCUCUUCUACACUGUCUACUCUUGACACCAUGACCUAUUACAGCAACUACUAUGGGAAUUGUGGCUAUGGUGGGCUUGGCUGUGGUUACGGUGGGCUUGGCUGUGGCUAUCAUGGAUACGGUGGCUAUAGAUACGGCUGCUGCCGCCCAUCUUGCUAUGGAAGACAUUGGUCAUAUGGGUUCUACUGAAAAAUUCUAGAGCCAUGAACC